AUGUUAGAUACAAAUUAUGGUGACAGAGUCAUUGUGAACAGCGAAUUAUGCGAUGCCCACAAAAAAGUUGAUGUAGAUAGUGCUGACAUUAUUGCAAAUAGCGUUCACAUGAAAGAAUUACGUAGGCUGAGAUUAACGACAAAGUUUGGAGAUGACUUGAUACGAGCGCUAUGUGACAGUGAAUACAUCAAAAAGCUUGAUUCGAUUAUUUUACAAAGUUGCAAUUUGAGUAAGAAUGGAAUUAUAAUGCUCAGUAAUUGUGCUUCCAUGAACAAUUUAACGGAGCUGGAAGUAUUGUAUACAUUCGGUGAAGAGGGUUUGGCAGCAAUUGCAAAUAGUACCGUUUUACGAAAUUUACGAGUUUUAAAUCUCUCAGCCAAGAUUUUUCAACAUUGGAACGCCAACGCUUGUCGUAUCGGAAAAACAGGGGCUAAAUUACUGUCUAAAAGCUCCUAUUUAACAAAUAUUACCAAGUUAGAUCUUGAAAAUAAUAAUAUUGAAGAUGAAGGAGUGUUAUCAAUAUGUGAAAGUGAAUUUUCGAGAAAUAUUACGCAUUUAAAUUUGGCAAGUAAUGGUAUCACAGAGAAUGGUAUCUCAUUUUUAACGAAGCUUACUUCAAAAAUGGUUCACCUGAUCACGUUACAUCUCGACCUUAAUUAUAUCACAUUACAUGGAGCAAAAAUGAUUGCUUCAAGCAGAGUAAUGCAACACUUGAAGGCAAUUUCUUUCCUCAAAUGUUACAUUGGUGAUGAGGGGAUAGUGGACAUUUGCAACAGUGAAUUUUUGAAAAACUUGACGUCUCUCAUUGUAGAUAGUGACACCAUUUCAGAAAAAGGAGCACGCAUGUUAUCCAUGGCAUCAAUUCUCAAACUGAAAUCUCUAAGUUUACCAAGUUGCAACAUUGAAAACAAUGGACUGAUUGUUAUGGCAAAUAGUUCAGCAUUAUGUCAACUCACCCAUUUAGAUGUUGGUUUCAAUGAUAUUUCCUCCGAAGGCAUUCAAGCCAUCUGCAACAGUCCAUAUUGGAAAAAUUUGUCCUUUUUAUCAUUGCGUAACAUUAGUCUCAGCGACGAUGAUGUAGAGCUUAUUGGUAGGACAUUACACAAUUUGCAUGAAUUACACACAAGUAUUUCCACCUCUCAACUGGAGAGCUUGUCGAAACUAUUACCUUAUUGCGAGAUUAAUAAUUGGGUCACGUUGCUUGACGUGGACUAG
Naegleria lovaniensis is the source of this 1215-nucleotide messenger RNA. RefSeq lists its product as uncharacterized. Lineage: Eukaryota; Heterolobosea; Eutetramitea; Acrasida; Naegleriidae. The coding region runs from base 1 to 1215 and encodes 404 amino acids. Gene Ontology annotation, cellular component: perinuclear region of cytoplasm; cytosol; nucleus. Gene Ontology annotation, molecular function: small GTPase binding; GTPase activator activity. The record is from RefSeq and is a predicted model, not a curated record. The transcript has a single exon. Gene Ontology annotation, biological process: nucleocytoplasmic transport; activation of GTPase activity.